GUAAUAACACACUGACUUCCUUGUAGUACGACUGCUCAGCUCCAUUCGUGUCGACUGUCCAGAGUCCACGAAUAUACAGCCACUAACUAGUGUACUACUCAUCUCAACUACACAAAAGUAUCUCCCUGUGCGCCUCCUUAAUCUCAGUCUCAGGAGACCAUCUGGGCUGGCAGCCACAUUCCAACAGCUUCUCCCAUCUUUGUUCAGACAUGUCACGCUACAGUUUUGGUCUGGAGCCACUUUCUUGCCACACCUGGAAUAAAGACAGGACACAAAUUGCGGUAAGCCCCAACAACAAUGUGGUGAACAUUUAUGAAAAGAAAGGCCGAGACUGGAUCAAGAUCCAUGAGCUUACUGAGCACAGUGGACGUAUCACAGGCAUCGACUGGGCUCCUGAGUCCAAUCGCAUCGUCACCUGUGCCUCUGACCGCAACGCCUACGUGUGGACUCUAAAGGAUGGCUCGUGGAAGCCCACUCUGGUCCUUGUACGAAUCAACCGUGCAGCCACCUGUGUAAAGUGGUCUCCCCUGGAGAACAAGUUCGCCUUGGGCAGUGGAGCUCGACUCAUCUCUGUCUGCUAUUUUGAGAAGGAAAAUGAUUGGUGGCUUAGUAAGCACAUCAAAAAGCCCAUUCGCUCCACCAUUCUGAGCCUGGAUUGGCAUCCCAACAACAUUCUUCUGGCAGCUGGGUCUGCAGACCUCCACUGCAGGAUUUUCUCAGCCUACAUAAAGGACAUCGAGGACAAGCCUGGACCCACUGCUUGGGGCGCCAAAAUGCCUUUUGGGGAGGUGAUGUUUGAGAAUAAGGACUGUGGCGGUUGGGUUCACAGUGUCUCCUUCUCCCCCAGUGGAGACCAGCUGUCCUGGGUGGCCCACAACAGCAGCAUCACUGUGGCAGAUGCUACCCGGGGAAAGGAGGCAACACAGCUGACCAUUGACAGUCUUCCACUGCUGAGCAUCCUAUAUGUCAGCCCCACGGAGAUUGUUGCCGCGGGGCAUGACUGUUGUCCCUACCAGUUCACCUAUAAGGGACCAGGCUCUCUGGGAUUUGUCAAGAAGCUAGACAUUCCCAAGCAAUCAUCCAAAAGUGGCAUUUCAGCCAUGCAGCAUUUCCGUAACCUGGAUAAGAGGGCUACCGAGGAAGACAGAAACGAGUUAGACACCCUUCACCAGAACAGCAUCACGCAGUUAUGUGCUGUUAAGGGAAAAGCUAGAGUGGAGAUGUACAGCAGUGUGGGACUGGAUGGAAGCAUGGUUAUGUGGGAUUUUAAGCACUGAGGCAAAAAGCAGGCUGCUGGUGAUGCGUCUCGUUCCACCACUGAGUACGUGUGAGACACCUCUGCUGUUGACUAUACUGCGUCUGCAAAUAACCAAAAUUAAAGUGAUAUACUGUCACUGAUUUUGAAUAUUGGAUAAUACUGCCAGAAUUAUCUGUAUCAUCAUUGUUCAAUAAAAUACCUUUGAAAUAA
Molecule: messenger RNA, 1468 nt
Organism: Hippocampus comes (tiger tail seahorse)
Lineage: Eukaryota; Metazoa; Chordata; Actinopteri; Syngnathiformes; Syngnathidae
Product: actin-related protein 2/3 complex subunit 1A
Exons: 10
Coding region: 210-1277 (355 amino acids)
Biological process (GO): Arp2/3 complex-mediated actin nucleation
Cellular component (GO): Arp2/3 protein complex; actin cytoskeleton
Molecular function (GO): actin filament binding
Source: RefSeq, a predicted model, not a curated record